Messenger RNA from Daucus carota subsp. sativus, 1977 nucleotides. Its product is annotated as AAA-ATPase At3g28580. The record is from RefSeq and is a predicted model, not a curated record. The coding region runs from base 122 to 1690 and encodes 522 amino acids. Lineage: Eukaryota; Viridiplantae; Streptophyta; Magnoliopsida; Apiales; Apiaceae. The transcript has a single exon. Gene Ontology annotation, molecular function: ATP hydrolysis activity; ATP binding.
GGCCAUCUUGUUUAUUCUUUACGAACAACAGAACAACAGAAGCCAGACCACAGAGUCUUGACCUGCCUAGAGAAGGACACAAAAUCAAGAAUUGCUUCGAGUGUGAGCCACAACACCACUGAUGGCAGAAGCCCCAAGAACAGUGAUGGAGCUGGUGACAACACUAGGCACAAGAAUCGCAAGCUUCAUGUUUGUCUGGGCAAUCAUCCGCCAAUACGUCCCUGUUGAGCUACGUCGCAACCUGGAGUCCUACACACACAGACUCCUCGACUACUUCUAUCCUUACAUCAGAAUCAGCAUCCAUGAGUUCACCGGGAGCCAUCUCAAGCGCAGCGAGGCUUACACCUCUGUUGAGGCCUACCUCAGCACCAACUCAACCAAGAAUGCCAAGAGGCUCAAAGCUGAGGUGGGAAGAGAUAGCAACAAGGUCUCGUUAAGCAUGGAUGAACACGAACGAGUGGCUGAUGAAUUCAAUGGCGUACAGGUCUGGUGGCUUUCGAGUAAGGUUGUGUCCGUGUCACGGGCCAUGUCAGACUAUCCGGAGCCAGAGAAAAGAUUUUACAGGCUUAAGUUUCAUAAGAAACAUAGGGAGAUGAUAACCGAGACUUAUUUGGAGCAUGUAUUGAACAAGGGGAAGGAAAUUAAGAGGCAGAAUAAGCAGAGAAGGCUUUAUACUAAUAACAGUGGCAGCAGCAUAAAGUAUUCAGGCCGCAGGAUGUGGAGUCAUAUUGUGUUUGAGCAUCCGGCUACAUUUGAAACUUUGGCAAUGGAACCGAGCAAGAAGCAGGAGAUCAUUGAAGAUCUGUCGACGUUUAGCAAAAGUAAGGAUUAUUAUGCAAGAAUUGGUAAGGCGUGGAAGCGAGGUUACCUGCUUUAUGGUCCGCCAGGAACUGGAAAAUCAACCAUGAUUGCUGCGAUGGCUAAUUUUCUGAGCUAUGAUAUUUAUGAUCUUGAGCUGACGGCUGUCAAGGAUAACACGGAACUAAGGAUGCUUUUGAUUGGGACAACAAGUAAAUCAAUAAUUGUGAUCGAGGACAUUGAUUGUUCACUUGAGCUUACUGGUCAGAGGAAGAAAAAAGAAGAGAAACCUGACAAGGGGAAGAAGGAAGCUGGUAAGGAACCUAAGGAUGAGGGUGGGAGCAAAGUUACUCUAUCAGGAUUACUGAAUUUUAUUGAUGGUUUGUGGUCUGCAAGUGGAGGCGAGCGGAUCAUUGUGUUUACAACUAAUUAUGUUGAGAAACUUGAUCCGGCUCUUACCAGAAGGGGAAGAAUGGACAAACAUGUUGAGAUGUCUUACUGCAGUUUUGAAGGGUUUAAGGUGCUUGCUAAGAAUUACCUGGAAGUUGAAGAUCAUCCAGCAUUUGAUUCAAUUCAACAGUUGAUGACUGAGGCCUUAGUUACACCUGCUGAUGUUGCAGAAAACCUCAUGCAUAAGACCACAACUGAAAAUGCAGAUGUUUGUCUUUCGAAUCUGAUUCGAGCCCUCAAUGAAGCCAAGGACCUGAAAAAGAAUGAACUAGAAAAGUUAGAAGCAAUGUCUUCAGAUAAACAGAAGGAACCAGUAGAGGUGGAAGCAAUGUUGCUGGAUCAACCUAGGGAACCAGUAGAGGUAGAAGAAAUGCUGCCAAAUAAACAAGCAGCAGAAGAAAGUGAAGCAGUACAGGUGGAAGGAAUGCUGCUGGAUCAAUAAAAGGACUAGCCAAAGCUGAAUGAAAUGAUGCCAAAGAAACAAGAAGCUGCAGAAUCAUUAUGUAACUGCAACACCUACAAGUUUUAAUAAAUAUAUACAUUUAGAAAUAAUCUAUUCUACAUCUACUAUAUUGCCACCUAGGUAUAUAAAUAUAUACAUUGGAUCUAGUGGGAGGAUGGUUGUGUUAUACUGUUAUUCAAGAUCCUAGUUGUAAGUCAUACCAUGUAAUAUAUUUAGACCAAAUUAAGGAUACAGAAUUACCAUCCAAAAUAAAUCAUUGUGCAUUA